UCCACCGACACAGUUCCAAACUCAUUCAGUGUCGUUUAAUCAGUUCCUUCUUGUGGUGGGUGCGGAAGGUUGUUUUGUCGUUCAGACUGUUGAAUUGAAAGUGAAUGUGGAACACAGACAGAGAAAAAAAUUAAUUACUACAUACAUACUUUCAGUUCAAUAGUUUAUUCAGCCUUCCUAAUUAAAAUUAAAUUGAUUACAAAUAUUUAAGUGAAAGUUUAAAAAAACACAAUUUGUUUCCUAAAAAUGUACACGAGAAGGUUCGGCACAGGGACUACGAAGGAAGACCUCAGGGAGAUCGUGAAGGAGGGUUGGUGUCCACCAAGAAAUUCGUACGAUGAGGUGUAUCCCGGAAUUUUGCUUGGAGAUGCAACAACAGCUUUAAGUGUGCGGAGGUUGGUCAGUGAAGGAGUCACACACAUCCUUAAUGCAGCAAUGGCGUGUUCAGAUUGCGAAUCUAAGGACAUUUGCGGAACUUGCGUGCUCACCAAGCCCUCAUACUACAGCCAUUCCGGCAUCCAAUUUAAGGGUGUACAAGCCCACGACGAAAAGAGAUUUCCAAUCUACAGGAAUUUCGAGGAGAGUACAAAAUUCAUUGACGAUGCUUUAAAGAAAGGAGGGAUCGUCUAUGUCCACUGCCAGCAAGGAAUCAGUCGCUCUGCCACAUUGAUAAUCGCUUAUCUUAUGAUGAAGAAGUCUAUGUCUGCCAAGGAAGCAGUGAGAACCGUCAGAAAACGCAGGCCGAUUUUUCCUAAUGAUGGGUUCUUCGAGCAAUUGUGUGAUCUAGAAUUGCGUUAUAGAAAUCACCGUGUCUAUGCUUAAAAUGCAGUAAUGUCGCAAAUUGCACAUGUUAUAUAAAUCAGCCAAGAAUUGUCCUAGCAUGCUUUAUAAACGCAAAUCUCUCAUUUCCUGUUGCGUCAUUGACACCAAAAUCUUGGCCAUUAUUCUUGUUGUUAUUUUUGAGAUAAAUAAAAGCUAUUUUUAACUUUGAA
Folsomia candida is the source of this 992-nucleotide messenger RNA. Its product is annotated as dual specificity protein phosphatase 3. The record is from RefSeq and is a predicted model, not a curated record. Gene Ontology annotation, molecular function: protein tyrosine/serine/threonine phosphatase activity; MAP kinase phosphatase activity. Bases 247 to 822 code for a protein of 191 amino acids. Gene Ontology annotation, biological process: negative regulation of MAPK cascade; protein dephosphorylation. The transcript is spliced from 4 exons. NCBI's taxonomy places the organism in Eukaryota, Metazoa, Arthropoda, Collembola, Entomobryomorpha, Isotomidae. Gene Ontology annotation, cellular component: cytoplasm.